Fusarium sp. VM40 is the source of this 1254-nucleotide messenger RNA. The record is from the annotation of a GenBank genome assembly. Lineage: Eukaryota; Fungi; Ascomycota; Sordariomycetes; Hypocreales; Nectriaceae.
AUGUCAGGAAACAAAUACAAAGACCUUGUGAAAAAUGGUUGGCACCCUGAAAAGUCCGGCGGAGGUUUGAGGGGCCAAGUUAAAGGUCUUGUUAGGAGAGGAAAGUCUGACGAUAGUGAUCGAGGUGACCAUGUCUCUGUUCCUCUGUCACAGCUCAAGGAUCCUUCAAGCUUCGCACCACCUCCCAAGCGUACCGGUUCCGGCCUUAUCCCAGCGGCACCAAAGCCAGAGUCGACACCCCGAAAGGUCAUUACUUCUCCGUCGAAAUAUCAGGAUCCGCGCUCACCGGUCUCUCAGGAGCCCAUUUAUGCUGAGCCUCAGGAGGAGAUAGAGGACCAACCUCAACCACGGGGCCCGUAUCGUGUGAAUACUACUGGUUUGUCGACGGAUAGCCUACCCAAGCCACCUGGAAGGAGAGAUGGUGCUGAUGGGCGGACGGGUCAGCCUCCAUCAUAUCAGUCUGCCAUGGCUGGUGUAGGAGCUGGAGGAGGAAGACCUGCACCUCCCAGCUUACCGCCACGUCUACCCCCAAGGACUAACUCGGCAAACACAGUAUCGAGCUCGCCCGCUGCUAGUCCUACUCCCACCGGCAACGGCCUGAUAAAUCAAGGAGCAGUCAGCCGCCUCGGCGCCGCAGGUAUAUCCGUCCCUGGCUUCGGUAUUGGCCGCUCCAGCCCGGCCGCUGCUUCUUCUCCAAGCCCGCCUCCGCCUCCACGCCCGGGCGUUGCUGCCCCUCCUCCGGCCCCCGCCCGGUCACACAUGGGUGAACUACAGAACCGAUUCUCCAAACUUGGCACAUCUUCAAACAACAACGCAUCAGCACCUCCACCUCCUAAUGAGGGAACUACAUGGGCACAGAAACAGGCUGCUCUUAAGACGGCCUCGUCCUUCCAGAAGGAUCCCUCAUCGGUUUCGUUCUCAGAUGCCCGAGCAGCGGCUGGGACAGCCAACAAUUUCCGCCAACGUCACGGUGAGCAGGUUGCAGCUGGCGCAAAGACGGCAAACAACCUCAACCAGAAGUACGGUCUUAUGGAGAAGGCACAGAGUUCCUACUCUCGUCUUCAGGGUACACAGGGCCAGGACCAGAACAACGACGCUGUUACCGGAGCUGCAUCCCCAGGUUUGGCCGGCGUGGCAGGCAAAAAGAAGCCACCUCCACCUCCACCCAAGAAGAAGCCGGCUCUCAUAAGUGCAGCUCCUCCUGCCGGCGAUGAACCACCACCUAUCCCCAUGGCAACCAGGCCUCAAUUUUGA